Molecule: messenger RNA, 585 nt
Organism: Sphenostylis stenocarpa
Lineage: Eukaryota; Viridiplantae; Streptophyta; Magnoliopsida; Fabales; Fabaceae
Source: the annotation of a GenBank genome assembly
AUGGACGACGAUCUCAAGACGCCCCUGGUAGUGGGAGAAAUCGAGGAGGUGGACGUGAAUCCUCCCGAGAACUUGACUCCCCGCACGAGCGAGCGGGAGAAGCACGUGCGGACAAAGGUCCCGGAGGCGGAGAUCCACCUUUACCGGCAGGGCAAGGGCCCCAUCGCCGUGUUCAAGUCGGCACUGGGCGGGUGGGAGCAGGACCAGCUCGAGGUCCGGGACAUUCUAGAUAAGCAUGGACUCAAGUCGGUCUUCGCGUUCAAUCCCCGAGCCGGGGGGCGCGGCGUUCCGGUCCGAUUCCAUCCCAGGAAUGGGAGGUCUGUCUUGACGUAUAGGGAUGGGGCUGUUGUUUACCUUGAUGGAGAACCUAAGGACUCUCUAAUUAAACCAGUGACAAGGAUUUUGCUGGGGGUUGCUUUAAUAACCUUUAUGAUAACACUAGUUUCGAAGGAUACUCCGGAUUGGUUGAAGAACUUGAAUUUCUCUAGUGUGAACUUCCCUCCAUGGAUCUUGGCUUGUGUAGUUAUUGUCUUCACCCGGAUGAGGAAGAGAACCAAAGAUUUUCUGAACAAGCGUGGUUGGUGA